CACCCAGAGUAAGCCAAUGACAAUAUGCGCUUGCUGCUCGUGCUGCUUUUCGUGGGUUCAGCCCUAGCCAAUCCAGCCCAGGAAUACCUGCCCUCACUCGAAGGUGCCAAAGUAUUCCGCGCGACGAUCGAAUCAGAAGAUAAAUUGUCCGCGAUCAUCCCUUACCGUGAGAAACAAGGAUACGAAAUCCUCAAGUAUGGUCAAGUUCGGGGUGACGAGAUUCACAUUCUUGUGACCGCUGACAACGUCGACGCUUUCGAAAGGUUUCUCCUGGAGAAUGACAUCCACUACUCAAUCGCAACCGACGACGUUCAACGAGCCGUCGACGAGGAAGCAGCACGUCAACGUAACGCCUCGGCGAUUCGUGCGAAUGGUCGCCUCUCCUUCACGGCCUACCCACGUUACGACGCCAUCGUUAAUUUUUUGAGGCAAAUAGCCUCUGACCGCAGUGACAUCGCGACUCUCCUAAGCCUUGGCUACUCGGGAGAGGGUCGGAUAAUCUACGGUUUGAAAAUUUCCUCCGGAGGAACGAACAAGCCGGCCGUCCUUGUCGAAGGCGCUCUUCACUCUCGCGAAUGGAUCACAGUUUCCAGUGUUACAUAUUUCAUCAACGAGUUCAUAGAGAAUGCCAACAACACUGACUUGUUCCAAAGUGUCGACUGGUACUUCAUCCCCGUGCUGAACCCCGAUGGUUACGAAUUCACUCACACCAGUUAUCGCCUCUGGAGAAAAACACGGAAAGUUAAUCCAGGGAGUAGCUGCCGUGGCAUCGACGGUAAUAGAAAUUUCGGUCACUACUGGAUGGAGAUUGGCGCAUCCCAAAAUCCGUGCGACGAUACAUACGCUGGACCAGAAGCCUUCUCCGAGGUAGAAACCCAAGUUCUUCGCGAUUUCGUUUUAGCCAAUGCUGACACGAUAAAGCUGUACCUAUCCUACCAUUCCUACGGCAACUAUUUCCUUUAUCCUUGGGGAUACACUACAGAUCUUCCCGACAACGAUCAAGAACUGCGUGACUUAGCCCAAGCCGCCGACGACGCGCAAGCUACCGUACGUGGAACACGUUAUACCAUCGGUUCAAUCGCCACUGCUUUAUAUUAUGCUGCUGGUGGCAGCAGCGACUGGGUGAAGGCCGGCGGUGGUGUCGAACUGUCCUACACCGUUGAAUUACAAGGUGGAGGAUUAUUCGGCUUCGAUAUCCCCGCUUCCGAGAUCAUCCCCGUGGGCCAGGAAACUUUCCUUGGUCUCCGGGCCUUCGGCGAAUACAUUGCGUCGAAAUAUGGUUCAGCGAAGUGA
Diprion similis is the source of this 1293-nucleotide messenger RNA. RefSeq names its product carboxypeptidase B-like. Gene Ontology annotation, biological process: proteolysis. Lineage: Eukaryota; Metazoa; Arthropoda; Insecta; Hymenoptera; Diprionidae. Gene Ontology annotation, molecular function: zinc ion binding; metallocarboxypeptidase activity. The record is from RefSeq and is a predicted model, not a curated record. The transcript is spliced from 8 exons. Bases 25 to 1293 code for a protein of 422 amino acids.